Molecule: messenger RNA, 650 nt
Organism: Capsicum annuum
Lineage: Eukaryota; Viridiplantae; Streptophyta; Magnoliopsida; Solanales; Solanaceae
Source: RefSeq, a predicted model, not a curated record
UCAUUGAAAGAUAUAGUUGAUGAUGAUCGAAAAAGCACAGAAGAGUCUCAACAGGCUGCUGCAAAGGAAAAAGUUAGAAUGCCACAACAGAAGAAAACUUUGAAGAGGAGUCAAAUAUCAAGAAGUGAAAGCAUGGAUAGUGGGGUUUUCUUACUGAAAAUGUUCCUCCCUACUUCUAUAGGUAGCAAGAAGAAACUAAAGACAAGGAAGUGCUCAAAAGUUUCAUCGAAAACAUCGGUUGAUGAAUCGGAGAAAUCUAUGAAUAGGGACUGGUGGAGGACUAUGUAUGUAGUUAUUAAAGAGAACAAGUAUAGCAGAAGCAUCAAGAAAUCCAUGAGUGCCAAGAGCAGCAGCAAAAGCAGGCUAAUUGAAAGCAACAGCACAGAGAGGAAACAAAGAGGGUGUUUCUUUUAGUUUAGCAGCAGAAAAAGAACUAGAAGAAUACAUCAAAUAGCUACCAGGAUUUAGAAAAAUAAAGGUGCAAAUAUGAGAAGACUCUGCAUGUAAUACUGCAGCACAAGUUCUAUAUUUUUCACUGUGGUCUUGUAUAUUAUUUACAAUCAUAGCAGUUACAAAGAGGAUUUAGGCAGACAUCAAGAUGCAAUGUUGCCUACAGGAAAAUUAAUCUUUCAUCGAUAAUCUGAUUAUCU